AUGAGGGGCGGAGUCGCCCAGCACCGUAUCGAUCACUCCUCGGGCUCACUCAGCGAGCUCGCAUUUCUCGUGACGAUGCUCGUCCUCCUCCCACUGCUCAUCAGCAAUGUUUUCGCCUUUGAUUUUGGCGAAUCGGCGGGCGACAUGGCGCUGCUGCCCUCGGGCGACUUCAUCGACUUGAUUUCGCGAGAUGCCGAGAAUGUGCCGAGCCCGGCAGCGUUUGGCAGCAAAUUCAUCACCGGUGGUGCCGGUGAAGGAGAACAAAAACUCCGCGAAGAGGAAAAUUUCCAACAGAGACAAGAGGUGAAAUCCGACAAUGUUCUGCCAGCAUACUGUGAGCCACCAAAUCCAUGCCCAGUGGGAUAUACAGCCGCCGAUGGGUGCUUGGAGGAAUUCGAAAACAGGUACUCACUAAAAAUGCUUACUAAGCAAUGA
Molecule: messenger RNA, 435 nt
Organism: Ostertagia ostertagi
Lineage: Eukaryota; Metazoa; Nematoda; Chromadorea; Rhabditida; Trichostrongylidae
Source: the annotation of a GenBank genome assembly